Messenger RNA from Ahaetulla prasina, 1471 nucleotides. It is a transcript of the gene PXMP2, whose product is annotated as peroxisomal membrane protein 2. Gene Ontology annotation, cellular component: cytoplasm; membrane. The record is from RefSeq and is a predicted model, not a curated record. NCBI's taxonomy places the organism in Eukaryota, Metazoa, Chordata, Lepidosauria, Squamata, Colubridae. The transcript is spliced from 5 exons. The coding region runs from base 50 to 619 and encodes 189 amino acids.
AGGCACGGCUCCUUGGCCGCCGGGCGCAUGCGCAGCGGGGCUCUCCGGGAUGUCUCCGGUGCACUCCAAGCCCGAUUCGGCGCCGCUCUCGCGGAGGUUGCUGGCGCGCUACCUGCUCCUCCUCCGCCUUUAUCCGGUGCUCACCAAGGCCGCCUCCAGUGCCUUCCUGUCAGCUCUAGGGAGUCUCCUGUCCCAAGUAAUUGAGAAGAGCCAGAAAAAGAAGAGCCUUGACUGGCGGGAACCCCUCCGGUUUGCUACCUAUGGUUUCUUAUUCACCGGACCUCUCAGCCAUUACUUCUACCUCUACCUUGAGCAACUCAUUCCUUCCGACGUACCGUUUGCUCUCAUCAAACGUCUGCUGGUAGACCGUCUCAUUGUCUCCCCGGCCUUCCUGGCCCUCUUUUUCCUGAUCAUGAACUUUUUGGAGGGGAAAGAUAUGUCUGAGUUCUCCAAAAAGAUGAAGUCUGGUUACUGGACAUCCUUAAAGAUGAACUGGAAAGUAUGGAGCCCCGUCCAGGUCAUUAACUUCACUUACGUCCCUUUGCAGUUCCAGGUGCUCUUUGGAAACCUCGUUGCCGUCUUGUGGUUUGCCUACUUGGCAUCGGUCAAGAAGAGAUGAGGCGAAAUCUGCGGUUCUGGCCCGGCAAAGGAGAAGGCCGUGGUUUUUCCCCUUGAGGUGGCGGAAGGAAGGAGCAGAGGAAGGCGGCUUGUGAGCCUGAUGGGCCACUUCUCUCCCUUUGCAAGCUGCCCUCCGGCUUUCAUCCUCACAUCUGGGUCCUGGAUGAAGGGACUCCCCUUGUUGCUUCCCCCUCCCUCCCCCCCAAACACAGCACACCUAAUAGCCAUCACUUAACAAAAGGCCAUUUUGUGCUCUUCUUUUCAGACCUUUUCCAGACGCGAUUGCUGGAAAGAUUUUUCUGUGGGCAAGGAUCAGAACGGGCCAUUAAACAUGUGUGCGCCUGGUUUCCUGAGCAGUAAACAUAACGAGAACAGUACUUUGAAUUAAAAAAAAAAGCCCUACACAAUGACUGUGUUGUUAUUGUUUUUUAUAAUGUUUUUUUUUGCAUUUUCCUUUUCUGUUAAGAACAGGUGUUCAGGUCUGUUAUCUUCAGCUUCUUCGCUUCGCUGCCAUAAUGCCCUAAAUGCAGAGGAGGAGGAAAAAGAAUUUGGGGAAGCAAAGGUCGGGCAUAGGGUGUGGGGAGACAAGCUAAUGAGAACCAGAGGUGCCAAACCAGAAUAAGCUAGCUGGCAAGGACACCCGGCCUGGGAAGAGAAUGCAAAACUAUAUUGAACAGCACCAAGCAGCAAAACGGUUCCCGAAACAUCAAGACAGCAUACUGCUGGGCACUAGUGGACUGGUCAGGGGGGAAGGACCAGAGGAAAGGGAAAAUAUGUAACCUUUGUGCGGGAAUACUCGGAUCUAGCUUUCCUUUCGCGGCAACCACUUAACUUUAGUAAAAGAACCUAUCAU